Messenger RNA from Bombina bombina (fire-bellied toad), 4757 nucleotides. RefSeq names its product protein kinase C alpha (gene PRKCA). The record is from RefSeq and is a predicted model, not a curated record. Lineage: Eukaryota; Metazoa; Chordata; Amphibia; Anura; Bombinatoridae. The transcript is spliced from 19 exons. Gene Ontology annotation, molecular function: ATP binding; zinc ion binding; diacylglycerol-dependent serine/threonine kinase activity. Gene Ontology annotation, biological process: protein phosphorylation. Bases 106 to 2271 code for a protein of 721 amino acids.
AAGGCGCAGCAGCCUAGUAGCUGUCAGUGAGCGCAAGGAGCGCGCCCGUGCUGCAGCCACCUCUGUAUCCCCGAGCUCAUAGCCGACACUUACUUCUUGUAGGACAUGGCCGACGUCUUCCAGCACAAUGACUCCACCUCGUCUCAGGACGUGGUUAACCGUUUCGCCCGGAAAGGGGCACUGAGACAGAAGAACGUGCAUGAGGUGAAGAACCACAAAUUCACCGCCAGGUUCUUCAAGCAGCCCACCUUCUGCAGCCACUGCACCGAUUUCAUAUGGGGUUUUGGAAAACAAGGAUUUCAGUGCCAAGUUUGCUGUUUUGUGGUUCACAAGAGGUGCCAUGAAUUUGUCACGUUCACUUGUCCCGGAGCGGACAAAGGGCCAGAUACAGACGACCCAAGAAGUAAACACAAAUUUAAAAUCCACACCUAUGGAAGUCCAACGUUUUGUGACCACUGCGGUUCGUUACUGUACGGGCUGAUCCAUCAGGGCAUGAAGUGUGAAACCUGUGACAUGAACGUCCAUAAAAUCUGUGUAAUCAACGUCCCAAGUUUAUGUGGAAUGGAUCAUACUGAGAAGAGAGGAAGGAUUCACCUGAAAGCUGAAGUUCAGGGGGACAAGUUGAGUGUCAUAGUUCGUGAAGCAAGAAAUUUAAUUCCAAUGGACCCAAAUGGACUCUCAGACCCUUAUGUAAAACUGAAACUCAUUCCUGAUCCCAAGAAUGAAAGCAAACAGAAAACCAAAACUAUCCGUUCCACUCUUAAUCCGCAAUGGAACGAGUCCUUCACUUUCAAAUUAAAGCCAUCAGACAAAGACAGACGGCUCUCAAUUGAGAUCUGGGACUGGGAUCGAACCACUAGGAAUGAUUUUAUGGGCUCCUUUUCUUUUGGGGUGUCAGAACUCAUAAAAAGCCCUGCGUGUGGGUGGUAUAAACUGCUUAAUGAAGAAGAGGGGGAGUACUACAACGUACCCAUUCCAGAGGCAGAUGACGAGAACUUGGAGCUCCGGCAGAAAUUUGAGGGUAAAAGACCGGCCACGGAUAAGCAAGCAAAAAAUUGCUGCUGUAGUCAGAAGCAUGAACAGUUGUCAAAGACUGUGCAGAAAACGCCAAGCGAAUACCGGCCCAAACCUCCAUGUCCGCUCCCAGCCACACAGUGCACAAAAGCGAGACUUGGCCCAGCUGGAAACAAAGUAAUAGGCUCAGCCGAAAGGAAACCGUAUGUUCCCUCCAAUAACAUUGACAGCGUGCAAUUAACAGACUUCAUCUUCUUGAUGGUGCUUGGAAAAGGAAGCUUUGGGAAGGUCAUGUUGGCAGAACGGAAAGGGGCUGAAGAACUGUUUGCCAUCAAGAUCCUAAAGAAGGACGUGGUAAUCCAAGAUGAUGACGUUGAAUGUACAAUGGUGGAGAAGAGGGUUUUGGCGCUUCAGGAUAAGCCACCAUUUUUAACACAGCUGCAUUCAUGUUUCCAGACAGUCGAUCGUCUUUAUUUUGUCAUGGAGUAUGUAAACGGAGGAGAUCUCAUGUACCACAUCCAACAAGUUGGCAAAUUCAAAGAACCGCAAGCAGUGUUCUAUGCAGCAGAGAUAUCGGUUGGGCUGUUCUUCCUUCACAAGAAAGGAAUUGUAUACAGGGACCUGAAGCUGGAUAACGUAAUGCUGGAUUCAGAGGGUCACAUUAAGAUUGCAGAUUUUGGGAUGUGCAAAGAACACAUGGUGGAUGGCGUUACAACCCGGACUUUCUGCGGAACGCCAGAUUACAUUGCCCCGGAGAUCAUUGCUUAUCAACCCUAUGGGAAAUCGGUGGAUUGGUGGGCAUAUGGAGUCUUAUUAUAUGAAAUGCUUGCAGGACAGCCUCCGUUUGAUGGAGAAGAUGAAGAUGAGCUCUUCCAGUCUAUCAUGGAACAUAAUGUGUCAUAUCCAAAAUCCAUGUCUAAAGAAGCUGUCUCCAUCUGCAAAGGGUUAAUGACUAAGCACCCUGUCAAGCGCCUGGGUUGCGGCCCAGAAGGCGAGAGGGAUAUCCGGGAGCAUGCCUUCUUCAGGAGAAUCGAUUGGGAGAAGUUGGAAAAUAGAGAGAUCCAACCACCGUUCAAGCCUAAAAUGUGUGGCAAGGGAGCUGAAAAUUUUGACAAGUUUUUUACAAGAGGACAGCCUGUGCUUACACCUCCCGACCAGCUGGUCAUUGCCAACAUCGAUCAAGCUGAUUUCGAAGGAUUUUCUUUUAUCAACCAGCAGUUUAUACACCCAAGUUUGCAGAGUGUUGCAUUAGCUUAGAGAGACUUGAUUGAACAACCCAUAACACUGGGGGGCUCUCAUUAAAUAACCCUUUAAAUUUUAAGGUGGUGUACCAUUUAAACGAAUCACAAGAGCCUAAAAAUUUUAGGGUUACAAAAUCAUCGUUUCUUGAAGGAAAAAUAUAUAUUUUUCUCUUUAAAGAUAAGGCCAGUGAUCAUCCACAAAUCUUGGACUAUAUAACCUAUCGAAAGCAAACAUUCUUCCCAAGGAGAUGUAGGGUUUAAACCAUAACUAGAGUGCUCAUUUGCUCUAGGAUAUAAUUCUGUCUUAGCUGGGGGGGGAUUUAGUAGGACCCAGAAUGGUAUAAUUUCCUAGGUCUUCCUACUAUUCCUAAAAUGCACAAAACUAAGAACGAGAUAUCAGGGUGAACUGUAUGAAAAUAUGUAUUGCCAUAAAAGAUUACUGUUGAGGGUACUAUGUCCAUAAAUAACCGGACUUUCUUGAUAUUUGUCUAGGAUUUGUUCCUGAAAAAAUGGUUAUGGACACAUUGUUCCUAGAUAAGCCAAAUGUUAGUUUGCUGCCAUUGAUAUUAUGCAUUUAUUUAAUGAGGCCAAUGUUUUUUUUUGUAAAAUGCAAGUUGUAACCUCUGAGAGACUCUCCUAAGGUCUAGGUUCUGGUUCUGAUAACAUUACUCAAGAAUAGGAACUUAAGCACAUACAGAUGUGCAUUGGGAUCUCUCCUGUACCCUGCUAAUAGAAAUGUUAGUCUACACUAUAUUAUAUAAAGGUACUAAAGACAGUCUUGUAUUUAUAACUCGAGAUUUCUACAAAGAUGUCUCACAAAUGCCUUUUUACCCUAGUGUCGAACAAGCGAUAUAUUGAUACCUGUCCUAUUAAUUUAACCUUAAUUAUUUUAGGAUUGGCUAAUCAUGCUCAAGUAGAAUGAGGGAUUUUGUUUUGGACAGGGUAGAGUUAAUGUUUUGCAUAUGCCUCAUGCAAUGAUUUUGCAUGUUUAUAUACUGUAUUAAAUCUUAACACUCAGAUUAUGUGAUAAUAAGCCUGAUUCUCCAUUAAGAGUAUUACUAUACUUUUUUUAUAAGAUAAAAUUAUGCUAUAUUUGUGAAGUUAUCCUGUUCAGAACGAGCGGGUAAUUUAGGUUUAGGCUAAUGCUUAUGGUAUGUAUGUCUUUUAUAAUGUACUUUCUUACAUUUGUUGCCAAUGGAAGAAUUUGCAAAUGAAUGAUGUACUCUUCCGAUAUCAGAAGGAUCUCGACAAUCGGUCUUCGUGAUAAAGCCCAUAUACUAAAGGAAUAUGGCCUAAAGUUUCAUGCCAUUAUGUUUAUGCAUAUAUGAAAUUUUUACUAAGAAAGUACUGGAGUAUUUGAUUUAUAGUUAAAGGUACACUAAACAAAGAAACAUUGAUAAUAGGAGUAAAUUAGAAAGUUGCUUAAAAGAGCAUGCUCUAUCUGAAUCAUGAAAGAAAAAGAAAAAGGUUAAGUGUCCCUUUAAUAAAUUUGUACAAAAACAUUUCUUUAUCCUUUUAACUUUAGGAAAUCUGCAAAGGUUAAUUUUUUUAUUUAUUUUUAUUUUGUCUGGUUUUGUUGAUGAUUUACAAAAUAUAUUUUAUGCCUCCCUAAAUUUAAAAUGCAUGUGAAUGGCAAAUAAAUGCCCGUUUUAAUGUUGCAUGCAGAAAGGUCUGCAGCUUGUCUUGCAUGUUAACUAGCUCAUGGAAACUCAAGGUUGUUUGCCAUAAACUACAAAUACAAAUCUGUUUUAUUUCCUUAUUUUUAAAUAUUUUACAGAAAUUGACUGAAAAAGUUAAAUAUUUUCUUAGCUGUGCCAAAAAGUACAUUUUCUAAUUUCAACUAGAAAUAGGCCCAGUUUAGGGUUUGCACUGUUUUCAAGUACCCCCAAAAGGCCAGGUUUUCAUUAUAGCUAAACCAGUGAACAGGUGAAAUAAUCGGCUUAUGGGUGAGAGCAGGUUAGUAACCAUGGUUACUAAUCAGCUGAUUACUUCACCUGUGCACUGGUUCAGCUAUAAUGAAAACCUGGCCUGUUGGGGGUACUUGAGGACAGUUGAGAAACACUGUUGUAGAGCAUACCUAGGUAGGUAGUGUGCACGUGUCUGGAGAACAAUAUGGCAGCAGUUUUGAAAAAAAUAUUUUUGCUAUUCAGCACUAGAUGACAGUAGUUUUUACAUUUACACAAUGUAUAACAUUGUGCAAACCAUGCUUGUAAAAUUGCUGCCAUAUAGAGCUCCGCCCUUGAGCAUGCUCCUUAGCCUAUCUACCUGCUUUAUAACAUAUCAAGAUAGCAAAGUAAAUUUGAUAAGAGUGUACAAUAAAAAAAACGUUUAAAUUAACUUCUAUCGGAAUCAUGUCCCAGGUGCCCUAACCUUAUCUUCACAAUUUACCAGUGUUCCUUUAAUUAAUCCUGCACCCCAAAUCAUUCAUUAGUCUUGAACUCUGAGUUUUAACAUUCUGGCUUUUAAAUAUAUUUUGUCACAUCUAAUAAAGCACAAAAUGCA